CACAAGCUUAGUUCGGCGGGUUGGAUUAGGAAUACAUAGAAAAAUCUCAUUAGUAACACAGCAACAAGAUAGUGGGGUAACCGACACCGAUGUGUAUCCAUAUCCGAAGCCGACACCGCGUUUCCGAAGCCGAGGCCGAGCUUUCGGUCUCGAAUCUCACUCCAUCGAUAUUCAAGCCAACAAUGGUCUUGGUCAUUAUUCGCGGCCCGCUUCCCGAACCUUCUGUUACGAGACGACACUACUGUCUUGCUUAUCCGGGAGACGCUGACAUUGACCCAUCUCGAUUGCCGAAUGAUGCCGCAGAAUAUGGAGUCGGCACAAAUACCGCCUCGGCUUCUGCUCAGGAAGAACGGGCGGCCGCAGGCGUGUGAGCCGUGCCGGAAGCGCAAGGUCGCCUGCGACCACGCCCAGCCCAUCUGCAACAGAUGUAGAAAGUCGAAGCGCCCCGGUGAAGUGUGCGAGUACACCCUGGACGGCAGCCUGGUCCUGAGACAAACCCCGAAGCAGGCCCGGGCUAGGGAAAGCCGGCGCGGGUCGAGGACGCCUUCUGUACCACAAACGGCGCCGACGUUUCAACCCGCCGUGACGAUCACAAAGCUCCCGCCGAGACCAGCGGCGGUCUCACGGACGGCAUCGACGGCUACGACAUCGCCGGUGACGUCUGCCGGGAGCCGCCCCCACGCGUCCGUUCCCGCCAGCCUCCCCACCAGCCCGGAGUCGGUCGGCACGGGGGCCACCCCGGCCGUCCUCGGCAUUGGCUACCUCGGCUUCACCUCCUUCUGCGGCAUCUACGAGGAAACCCGGUCCAGCCUGAACCGAUUGCAGCCCUCCGGCGCGACCCCCAUCGGCGAGAUCGGCGCAACGGCCUCCUGCGGGCUCGAGUGCUCUCCACCUCUGACGAACCAGGCCCUGGAGACGUGCCUGACCAUCCUCCGCCACGUCCCGGACCGGGAGACGGGGCUGAAGCUGUUUGAGACCCACGUCGGGCCUAGCGACGGCUGGAUCCGCCUGGCCGCGAAGCGCAUGAUCACGUCGCUGUACGAGACGUUCCCGCAGUGCUUUUGCGCCCACGAAAGGCCGGACGACGCGCAGCUGGCCGUGCUCGCCCGGACCAUAUGCAGCAACACCGCAAAGUGCGUGUCCGAGGAGGAGUCGGACCCGGAAAAGUGGAUCGCGCAGUUCACCGGCACGAACCUGCGAUGGGAGUCGCUGGGCAUCAUGUUCGUAUACUGGGAGCUGGCGGCCAGGUAUCUCGGCCCCUACCGGCGCGACGUCCGUUCGCAUCUCCAGCAGCCCCUGGACGAGGGGACGAGGGUCGUGAUGCAGUACCGGUAUUGCGUCGGCGCGAGCAUCGAGCUGACCAAAGCCGCCGGCAGCGGGGGCAACACCCUGCUGCUCUUCAUGUCUGCGAAGCGAACCACUAUCGAGUCCGUCUUCUCGGGUGACGCAAGUUUCGCCUGCUGGCAGCUGCACGCCGAGACUGUGGCCCUGUCGACGUUCCUCGGGUUUCACGACGAGGUUGCCGCGGAGCCGUACAAGCCAACCGUCUGCUCCGAGAUCAAACGCAAGCUCUUCUGCUACAUAUUCUACCUGGACAAGGUGCUGGCCUCGUUCACCGGCAGGCCGCCCCUCAUCAGCCGCCGGUACGCGCGCACGCCGCCGCCGCUGGACCUCAGGGACGAGUACCUGCUCGCGGACGAGGCCACUCUGGCCCGCCAUGUGGCCAACCUCGACGAGAACGGGUGGAACACGGAGGGCGGCCUGUGCUCCGCCACCUUCGUCCGGGCCCGCGUCAUGCUGGCGCACAUUCGGGACGAGCUCUUCGAGAUCGCCCUCGGCCACGGGCCGGUGACGCCUGUCGAAACACUUUUGGAGAUCAAGGAGAGACAGCUCAGGAUGGUCGCCAACCUUCCCCAGAUCCUCGUCUUUCAGGAAGAGGACGCCCAGGACAGGAAGCUCGAGGAGCCGCUGUUCUGCGUCAGGCUCAUCGUGCACCUCGAACGCCUCCAAAACAUGUUCUUCAUAGAGCGCCUGCUUGCCAAGCGGGGCCACGACGACGGCGCGUUGCUCUCCGUCAGCUUCGAAAUGGUGUCAAAGACGCUCCUGUUCUGGACGAACAUGGACCGCCUCUCCUGCGCGCACAGCGAUUUCGAAUGGCUCGUAAUGGCCUACGCCGCCCCCGGCGGUGGGAUACUCUGCCUCGAGCUCCUCAAGCCCACCCUCCACGGCGGCAACCACCCGCAGAACCCCAAGGUGACGCGGUCCAGCAUCAUCCAGAAGCUGAGCCUGCUCGUCGGCUUCCUCGACUGGGUCAGCCCCACGGCGCCCAACGGCGACCUCUGCGCCGACUGCAAGUGCGUCAUCCAGCGCGUCCUCGACCAGGCCCUCAACGGCCCCGUGGCGUCGGCCUCGUCCGCCGUCGACGGCGGCUUCCCGGCGGCGCUGGACGCCAUGGACUGGGACUUCUCCACGCAGCCCGACUUCAACUUUGACCUGCUCGACACGUACGACUGGCUGCGGCCCGAGGUACCCUCAAGCCAGCAGUCGUGAAGGGGGCGCUCGCAGCACGAAAAGAAAAGAAAAAGAAAAAGAAAAAGGAGAGGGCAUACAACCCGAUUUCUCCCGGCCCAGCCGGGCAUCGUAAUCACGCAGCUUUGACGGCAUACCUGGCUUUUGUGUAGUUUAUUAUGACGGAUAACGACUUACGAAACAUGAUUGAUAGACGAUCAGGCAACCAGUCGCCUCGGAACUUGGUCAUGAUCUGAAUCGGGGCGGCCUCUUGCUCUAUGCUUACCAGCUUCCGCUAUUCCGUUAUUGAUUGUGCAGUCUCGUCAAGCAUGGUGAGCAGUCGAACAUUAUGGCAUGAUUGGGGUCAACGCACUGCACACUGAAGCAUUU
Colletotrichum navitas is the source of this 2898-nucleotide messenger RNA. RefSeq names its product fungal-specific transcription factor domain-containing protein. Gene Ontology annotation, cellular component: nucleus. Bases 292 to 2550 code for a protein of 752 amino acids. The transcript is spliced from 4 exons. Gene Ontology annotation, biological process: DNA-templated transcription; regulation of DNA-templated transcription. The record is from RefSeq and is a predicted model, not a curated record. Lineage: Eukaryota; Fungi; Ascomycota; Sordariomycetes; Glomerellales; Glomerellaceae. Gene Ontology annotation, molecular function: DNA-binding transcription factor activity, RNA polymerase II-specific; DNA binding; zinc ion binding.